AUGGCCACUGAGCAAGGCAGAGAGAUGAAAGGAAAGAAUUCACUAGGGACAGAACAGAUCAAGGCUGCACUUACUGGUUGGCUAGAAAUAGUAAUUGACUCACUGGAAAGUGGCUACAGGCAUAAGGGAUGCCUUGAAACUAAGGAACAGAACAAGGUUGUAGAAGUCAGCAGCAGAAAGACAUUAGAAGCGCUCAAGCUCCACAGCCUAAUACAAUAUACCCUUGAAAUCUCAUCACAUCCUGGUGGUUUGCUUUUUACAAAAUUUGGUAGCAAUCAGACUGCCCUUCUUGACUUGGCUUUCCCUGAUAGUUUUGGAAGGUUGCAUGACAGAGGGAAGGAAGUUCCAAAACCAAAUAGAACUUUGACUAAACUGUUCCCAAAUAAAAUUACAAUUCACAUGCCUCAGGAUGAGGCUCUUUUAGCAUCUUGGAAGCAGCAACUGGAUCGGGAUGUUGAGACUCUCAAAAUCAAAGGAAAUUUACAUCAUUUGCGUGCAGUUUUGGGACGAUGUGGAAUGGAAUGUGAAGGACUCGAGACCUUAUGCAUUAGGGAUCAGACACUUUCAAAUGAAAAUGCAGAGAAGAUAAUCGGUUGGGCUUUAAGUCACCAUCUCAUGCAGAAUUCAGAAGCUAAGCCUGAUUCAAAGCUUGUAUUGUCGAGUGAGAGCAUUCAGUAUGGAAUUGGGAUCUUGCAGUCUAUCCAGAAUGAGUCCAAGAGCCUGAAGAAAUCUCUUAAGGAUGUUGUAACAGAAAAUGAAUUUGAAAAGAGGCUUUUGGCUGACGUUAUUCCACCUAGUGACAUUGAUGUUACCUUUGAUGAUAUUGGAGCUCUUGAAAAGGUCAAGGAUACAUUGAAGGAGUUGGUGAUGCUUCCUUUACAGAGGCCCGAGCUUUUCUGCAAGGGACAAUUAACCAAGCCAUGCAAAGGUAUCCUAUUAUUUGGCCCCCCUGGAACAGGUAAAACAAUGCUCGCAAAGGCAAUUGCUACUGAAGCUGGUGCAAACUUCAUUAACAUUUCUAUGUCAAGUAUUACAUCUAAGUGGUUUGGAGAGGGUGAGAAAUACGUGAAAGCUGUUUUCUCUCUGGCGAGUAAAAUUUCUCCAAGUGUUAUAUUUGUUGACGAAGUUGACAGCAUGUUGGGUCGGAGGGAAAAUCCAGGGGAGCAUGAGGCCAUGCGAAAGAUGAAAAAUGAAUUCAUGGUGAAUUGGGAUGGCCUACGAACGAAGGAAACAGAGCGAGUUCUUGUGCUGGCAGCCACUAACAGGCCUUUUGACCUAGAUGAGGCUGUUAUAAGGAGGAUGCCAAGAAGAUUGAUGGUAAAUUUGCCAGACGCUCCUAACAGAGCAAAAAUAUUGAAAGUUAUACUGGCCAAAGAGGAAUUGUCUCUUGAUGUUGAUUUGGAUGCAGUUGCUACUAUGACUGAUGGAUAUUCCGGAAGUGAUCUCAAGAAUUUAUGUGUUACUGCAGCACAUCGGCCUAUUAAGGAGAUAUUAGAGAGGGAAAAAAAGGAACGUGUUGCUGCUCUAGCAGUAGGUCAACCAGCUCCAGCAUUAUGUAGCAGUGGGGACAUCAGAUCAUUAAACAUGGACGACUUCAAAUAUGCUCAUCAGCAGGUUUGUGCAAGUGUUUCUUCUGAAUCAGUAAAUAUGACUGAGCUUUUACAGUGGAAUGAACUAUAUGGAGAAGGGGGUUCAAGAGUUAAGAAAGCACUCAGCUAUUUCAUGUGA
Messenger RNA from Sphenostylis stenocarpa, 1728 nucleotides. The record is from the annotation of a GenBank genome assembly. NCBI's taxonomy places the organism in Eukaryota, Viridiplantae, Streptophyta, Magnoliopsida, Fabales, Fabaceae.